AUGGCUGAAACCCCAGCCAAGCGCCAAAAGGUUGAUUGCAACAGCCAGGCGCCCAGCGAAAUCCCCUCCUUUGAAGACUUCGCGCCUGACGGAGAUGUCAUCUUCAUCGUGCAAGGCAAAACUCGAGUGCGCGUAUUUUCAGCUGUCAUAAAAUGCGCUUCUCCUGUUUUUGCUGCUAUGCUGAAACCAAACUUCAAAGAAGGCCGCGCCCUGGCUAAGUCAGGAGACUCACCUAUCGAAAUACCAUUGCCAGAAGACAAUCCAGAGGAAUUGGGGUGGAUUUGCCGUGCUCUACAUUGCCAGGCUCACACAAUGCUCUGGAAACCGACCAUUCCCCAACUGUGGUCGGUUUGGUUGCUUGUCGACAAGUACGACAUGAAGGACAGCAUGCAGCUUUCUCUGAAGCUCUGGACAAGCAAAAAACUCCCGACAGCUAUCAACUUCCAAAGGGGCCAUGAUCUCUGGAUCUUGACGGUGCUUUCUAUAAUGAAUCGAGACGCGGAUAACUUCAAAAUUGCCAGCUGCGAACUCAUUCUGAAAGGAACAAAACCUUUCAAAGCCCUUGCUUCUAACAUGGAACACGACACUCAAAACGCUGCUUCAGAAGGUGUUAUCUACAGGCUCGCCGGCGAGCUUCAAGCAAUACGGGACUGCGCCAUGAUGAAAGCAAUCAAGUUCGUGUACAGUGAUUUGCUUGCGACUCUGCGUGUGGGCUGUACUAAAUGUACAGAGACCUAUUUCCAGGCCGUGGAACGUGAAUUGGUCAAGAGGACUGGACAACCCACCUUUAUGGAGGACAAUUCAAGACUUGCAGUUGUUCCUCAUGUUGUCUCGGCAAUCAAAAAAUGGGCGUUGGAGUCAUGCAAAGAUUACUUUACAAAAUGUGCCGCGAACAGGCGCAUCAUCCGGGAACAGGCUUCCAAGUUCCCCAGCGAUGUGAUUGAUGGACUUUGCCUUGACUGCUUUGACAAGAAAGAUCGAUGCUCCGAGCAUUGA
Messenger RNA from Fusarium pseudograminearum CS3096, 996 nucleotides. RefSeq lists its product as uncharacterized. The transcript is spliced from 2 exons. The coding region runs from base 1 to 996 and encodes 331 amino acids. The record is from RefSeq and is a predicted model, not a curated record. Lineage: Eukaryota; Fungi; Ascomycota; Sordariomycetes; Hypocreales; Nectriaceae.